Molecule: messenger RNA, 4334 nt
Organism: Hylaeus volcanicus
Lineage: Eukaryota; Metazoa; Arthropoda; Insecta; Hymenoptera; Colletidae
Exons: 20
Coding region: 55-4008 (1317 amino acids)
Source: RefSeq, a predicted model, not a curated record
UUAUACCAACUGCGCCAUACGUGUCACGUCUUCAAUACUCAACUCGGUGCAGAGAUGAGGAGCACCAUCAUAUUCGCCAUCGUUUUCCUCGCGACGGGGGUACGAUGCAACCAUUUGACGCAGGUCGUGCAGACAGACAAAGGGCCCGUUCAGGGCAUAACGACGAAAACAUUGUUUAACGAUCGCGAGUACUCAGCCUUCCUCGGGAUUCCCUUCGCGAAACCACCGGUAGACGAUCGCAGAUUUAAGGACCCUGAAGAAGUUGACCCAUGGAUCAAAGUGCUAAACGCUACAAGUCAGGCACCACCAUGUGCCCAAGGUUACUUCACUGGGCCUGUAGGGAAGGAAGAUUGCCUGUACCUAAACGUAUACGUCCCAGGUGGUGGAUCCAGUGGCGGUGGCGACUUGAAACCAGUGUUGUUUUGGAUAUACGGCGGUGCAUUCGUAUCAGGAGUGUCUUUCCAGGACACGUACGGACCCGACUGGUUUAUAGAGGAGGACAUAAUCAUGGUAGCAACGAACUAUCGCCUCGGUGCUUUGGGAUUCCUGUCACUUGGUCUUCCUGAUGCAUCGGGCAAUCAAGGUCUGAAGGAUCAGAACAUGGCUAUGCAGUGGGUGCAAAAGAAUAUUGCAAAUUUCGGUGGCGAUCCUAAUCGAGUGACCAUAAUGGGUGAGAGCGCUGGCGCUUGCUCGGUGAUGAAUCACAUAGCGUCGCCCAUGUCGGCAGAUUUGUUCUCGCAGGCCAUCAUUCAGAGCGGUUCUGCCUUGGCUCCGUGGUCGUUCAGAACACCAGCGCAAUCCCUCGCGAUAGGCUUUACGUUCGGCACCAUGCUGGGGAUUGUGACUCCGAGUAACGAGGACUUACUUAAGAGGCUGAAGCAAGUUGACAUAGCUGAUAUCGUGAUGGCAACAUUGGAAAUGACCGCCGCCGGUGCACUCACACCCAUCAUGAUGCCGUGGGCGCCUACGUACGAAACUAACACUGAUAACGAUUUCCUGGACAAUUGUCCUUUAUCGUUCAUGGAAUCUGGAGACUACAACCAAGUUCCUAUAUUGAUGGGUUACAACAAGAACGAGUCGUUGCUGUUUGGAAUUAUGAUUGAAGCGAUGCGGGCGGAGUUGAUCGCUGGUCUGGACACCCUCGAUAGGUUAACGUUUGGUGCGACUAAGCUUUUCUCGAAAAUGUUGGGGAAAAUGGCCAAUGACACUGAAGCCGAGAUAUUGAAGAUAGCUGACUUGUACUUGUUCACCGCACCGGCUGAUCUAGCGCAAAGGAUUUUGCAGAGGAAUAACAGUGGCAACCCCAUUUACUAUUACCGAUUGUCGUACGACACGGAGCACAAUUUCCACAGAUUCAUCGAACCAAGUACAGGAGGCACGGCUCACUUGGACGACCUUCCUUUGCUGUUACCUAUGUAUAUCAUCCAGCCCACUGAUCCUCAAGACCCCUACAAUGUGUACUCCAAAAGGCUCGUCACACUGUGGUCCAAUUUCAUCAAACAUGGAAAUCCUUCACCAGGCAAGAAUGCCAGUAGCGACACAACGUGGACACGAUCAGGAGAUCAAGGAUUGCAGAUAGAUUUUGGCAACGAAGACUUCGUCAUGCACGACCGUUUGAUGAGUCCAGAGGAUGAGGAGUACGAGAAGGCGUUUUACUCUAUCUUGCCAGUCCUCCAAGGCUGCUUGAAUUCUACAGAUAGCAACGACGGCAAAAAUAAAAAAACAAAGAAUGAAGGACCAAACGAAAAGAAGAAUGAGGGACCAAACGAAAAGAAGAAUGAAGAUCCAAACGAAAAGAAGCAUGAAGGACCAACUGAAAAGAAGCAUGAAGGACCAAACGAAAAGAAGAAUGAAGGUCCAAACGAAAAGAAGAAUGAAGGUCCAAACGAAAAGAAGAAUGAAGGUCCAAACGAAAAGAUGAAUGAAGGUCCAAACGAAAAGAAGAAUGAAGGUCCAAACGAAAAGAAGAAUGAAGGUCCAAACGAAAAGAAGCAUGAAGGACCAACUGAAAAGAAGCAUGAAGCGCCAGUCGACAAAAAGCAUGAAGCACCAACUGAAAAGAAAUAUGAAGCUCCGACUGAAAAGAAACAUGAAUCACCAACUGAAAAGAAACAUGAAGCACCAACUGAAAAGAAACAUGAAGCACCAACUGAAAAGAAACAUGAAGGGCCAACUGAAAAGAAACAUGAAGGGCCAACUGAAAAGAAACAUGAAUUCGAAAAGAAGCAAGAAUACGACAAGAAGAAUGAAUACGAAAAGAAACAAGAUUACUUAUACCAACUGCGCCAUACGUGCCACGUCUUCAAUAUUCAACUUGGUGCAGAGAUGAGGAGAACCUUCUUCUUCGCCGUCGUUUUCCUCGUGACGGGGACACUAUGUCUAGAAUUGACGGGUGUCGUGCAGACCGAUAAGGGUCCCAUUCAAGGCAGAAAAAUGGAGACUGCGUUUAACAAGGUCAAAUAUUCUGCCUUCCUCGGGAUUCCCUUCGCGAAACCACCUGUAGGCGACCUGAGAUUCAGGGAUCCCGUUGAAGCCGAUCCGUGGAACGACGUGGUAAAUGCUACACAGGAUGGACCCGUCUGUAUACAAUCUUUCAUCAUAGGACCUUACGGAAAGGAAGACUGUCUGUACCUGAACGUAUACACUCCUGUUACCGACUUCAGCAGCGGUGGCAAGUUGAAACCAGUUCUAUUUUGGAUCUACGGGGGUGCAUUCACUCUAGGAAUGGGUACAAAGGCUGUAUACGGGCCUGACUGGUUCCUGGAGGACGACAUAGUCGUAGUUACUGUAGCCUACCGUCUCGGUGUUCUAGGAUUUAUGUCACUCGGUGUUCCUGAAGCCUCAGGCAAUCAAGGUCUGAAGGAUCAGAAUUUGGGUAUGCAGUGGGUGCAGAAGAACAUCGAGAAAUUCGGUGGCGAUCCUAACCGAGUGACCAUAAUGGGUGAAAGCGCUGGUGCUUGCUCGGUGUUGCACCACAUGGCGUCACCCAUGUCGAAAGGUUUGUUCCAUCAGGCAAUCGCCGAAAGCGGUUCCUCCUUGGUCCCGUGGGGUUACAAAUCACCGACGGAUGCUCUGAUGGUUGCGAAAUCGUUUGGCGCAUUUGUGGGAUACCCCUCUUUAACAGGCAAGGCGUUAGUAGAGAAAUUACAGAAAAUGGACGCCAUAGAGCUCGUAAAGGCGUCUGGAAAAUGGGCCUUCAUCGGUGCAAUGAGUCCUCUCAUCCUGCCGUGGGCUCCAACGUAUGAAUGUAACUCUGACAAUCCUUUCCUGACCAAUUGUCCUCUGUCGUACUUGAAAUCAGGAAACUACAGUCGCGUUCCCGUAUUGAUGGGUUACAAUAAAGAAGAAGCUGUUCUAUUCGCGCCAGUGGUAGAAGUGCUACGACAGGUGCUCUCCUCCAAAUUGCACGCCAUUAAUAGGUUAUCGUUGAACGCGGCUUGGCCUUUCACUCAGAUGUUAGAUAUGUGCGCGAACAGUACCGAACAACAGUUGAUAGAGUUGGCAGACGGACUGUUGUUCCAAGCGCCAAUCGAUCUUACGCAGAGGUUGCUGGUCAAGCACAAUGGCGACAAGCCUGUUUACUUCUACCAAUUCUCCUACAACACAAACCGUAAUAUACACAGAAUGAUAGCGCCACGACUGGACGGCGCGGCUCACACCGACGAACUUCCUCUGCUGUUCCGCAUGGGUAUUAUGAACCCCGCUGACCCAGACGAUCCUUAUAACGUGUACUCCAAGAGGUUUGUUUCUCUGUGGACGCAUUUCAUCAAAUAUGGUAAUCCUACUCAUUCCGAGAAUAAAGUAAGCAAGGCAGACUGGAAACCAUCGGGCGAGAAUGGGCUGCAAAUAGAUAUCGGAAACGAGGUAUUCGAAAUGCACGAUCGUUUGAUGAAUGAGGACGGUAAAAAGUUUCAGGGGAUAUACGCUGCUGCGUUACCAUUCUUAACUGGCUGCAAGGAUGCGAACGAUACCAGUCUGAAUGUCAAUACUAAUAACGUAGACCUCUGAGUAAUUUAGUUUUGUUAUGAAUUUCGACGCUGUGCUAGCUACAGUAUUAUAGACCAGCAUCUAUUGUAAGGUAGUUAGGCGCCAAUGAGGGUGGCCAUGUUUCCCUGUGGCGCCAUUAGUUCACUUGCUCGCCGUGCACUGAAACAGUCGUCAAGAUAGUGAAACAUCGCCUUUCUAAUAGAACACUAGUUACUCGAAAAAGCUACGCUCGUUACAUUUGUAUUGUAAGUAACAUGUGUACAGUCUCCUUUAUUUUUACAGAAUAUUGUCAUAACGUUGUACUAAGAUCGUGUGUAUUGAAAUUAAAAUACAUAACAACGAAGAAA